AUGUGUUGUGUGAAAUUUUUUUUGCAGAACUGGACAUUUUCAAUUAUCGACGAAACGUUGAUUUGGGAUGCCUAUAAUGGAAUUCGACCCGAAACAAUUCCAGCUUGCGGAUAUAACAGUAUUUGUGCCAAAAGUUUUUUCGUCGAAUAUUUCUACAUUGUAAUAACUGUUGCGGUAAUUAUCCUAUUCUGUGUGACGGCUGCAAUUAUCGCCGCAUUUUUGGUGAUCAAAGCGAAUCGAGAUGAGCAAGCGAGAUUGGAUGAUCAAUGGUUAAUCCCGCAUCAAAAUCUGACAUCAAUUGUGAAGCAGGCGAAAUCAAGAGUUGAUCAGCAAUCUUCGAGAUCUCUUCAGAGUUCUUCAACUGUUCUAACUGGAGUUUCUUCCAAUAAUUUUUUCCCUGAAACUGAAAAUAUCACCUAUUUUUCAUAUUUCGGGGAACCCGUGUUGGCUCGAAAAUAUGAAGUAAGAGUUCAGAUUUUGGAGGAGGACAAGGCGGAGUUGAGAUAUUUGCGAAGCUUGGAGCAUGAUAAUAUUUGUAGAUUUAUUGGAUUAUCGAUUGAUGGACCGAUUUAUAUGUCAUUGUGGAGGUAUUGUAGUAGAGGAAGUGUGAAAAGUGUGAUUUCGAAGAGUUCGAUGAGUAUGGAUGGGUUUUUUAUUUAUUGCUUGAUGAAGGAUAUUGCGUUGGUUAGUCUUGAAGCCUUUUUGAAGCCUCUUUGAUUCUAUAAAAAUUGCAGGGUCUUCAAUUCAUCCAUAAUUCCUCUAUUAGAUUCCAUGGCUCUUUAACUUCGGACAACUGUUUUAUAAAUGAUAGAUGGCAGGUAAAAAUCGCUGGAUUUGGCCUGAAUUUCAUCAGCAGGGCCGAGCAAAAACAAUGCGAUGAUUAUUUGUUGCACAGAGCUCCGGAACUUCUGCGAGAUCCUAUGAAAUCUGGAACUCAACCUGGAGAUGUUUAUAGUUUUGCGAUUGUUUGUUCGGAACUCAUUUCUCGAACUUCGCCAUGGGAUAUUGAAAAUCGGAAAGAAGAGGUAGCUGAUAUUGUUUUUAUGGUGAAACGAGGUGGAAGAAAUGCAUUUCGACCGAGUUUGGAGACCCCUGAAGAAGAGGAAGAUGUAAACCCCGCUUUGGUAAGUGAUGGGGAACUUUCUUAUCUUGAAAAAAUUCGGCAAGCUUUUUCGCCUGCUUCCGUGGCGCAAUAGGCAGCGCGUUCGGCUGUUAACCGAAAGGUAGGUGGUUCGAGCCCACCCGGGAGCGAAAUUUUGUUGAAAUUUUUCUCAAAAUUUUAGUGCCACCUGAUCCGCGAUUGCUGGGAAGAGGAUCCAAAACAUCGACCGAAUAUCGAGACAGUUAACAAACUUAUGAAAUCGAUCAAUUCUGGAAGGUCAGGGUAACAUUUUUUUCUUGACAAUGAAACUUUGAAAAUAAAUUCAUCAUAAUUUGAAUUUUAGAACCGCAAAUCUGAUGGAUCACGUAUUUUCGGUUUUGGAAAAACAUGCGUCGAGUUUGGAAGAUGAGGUGCAGGAAAGAAUGAAGGAAUUGGUGGAGGAGAAGAAGAAAUCGGAUUUGUUGCUGUAUCGAAUGUUGCCGCAGUGAGUUUGAGUGAAAAAACAUCAUUUUCAGAUAGAAAAUAACAAAAAACAUCCCCAAAAAAACCCCGAAAACCCUAAAAAACAAAAAAAAAAAACGGUUUUCAAAAAAAAAAAACGGUUUUCAAAAAAAAAACUAAGUUAAUAAUGACACGCCGCCCUAUUGAUAAUUUCUCACGUUGUCUCUCUACUCUCUCACUAUUUCUUUUUUUUUGCAAGAAAAAACAUGUUACAAACAAAUUUUCAGACAAGUCGCAGAUCGUCUGAAAAUGGGUCAAUCCGUCGAGCCAGAAACCUUCGAAAGUGUCACAAUAUUCUUCUCCGAUGUUGUUGGUUUCACAACUUUAGCCGGAAAAUGCACGCCCCUUCAAGUUGUCAAUCUUCUCAAUGAUCUGUACACCACUUUUGAUGCGAUUAUCGAUCGAAAUGACACGUAUAAAGUUGAGACAAUUGGCGAUGGUUAUUUGUGUGUUUCUGGAUUGCCGAAACGAAAUGGUUAUGAGCAUGUUAAUAAUAUUUCUAAUAUGUCGUUGGAGUUACUGGAGGUAUUUUGAAUUAGAGAAGGUUUUAGGUGGGAAAAACUUCAAAAUAUUUUUUUAGAAUCUGAAAUCUUACAAAAUCGCCCAUUUGCCAAACGAAAUAGUCAAUAUUCGAAUAGGCAUGCAUUCUGGAUCUUGUGUAGCUGGUGUAGUUGGCCUAACUAUGCCCAGAUAUUGCUUAUUUGGGGACACUGUGAACACCGCCAGCCGUAUGGAAAGUAAUGGAAAACGUGAGUUUUCUGCUAGAUUUUUUUGAACUUUUUGAAUAUUAUUUUGCAGCUGGUCACAUUCAUCUUUCUGAAGAUGCCCAUCAACUUUUAAUCUCUCUAUUUCCCGAAUAUUCUACAGAAUCUCGAGGAGAGGUUAUUAUCAAGGGAAAAGGAGUUAUGCAAACUUACUGGCUACUUGGACGACGAUAA
Messenger RNA from Caenorhabditis angaria, 2541 nucleotides. Lineage: Eukaryota; Metazoa; Nematoda; Chromadorea; Rhabditida; Rhabditidae. The record is from the annotation of a GenBank genome assembly.